AUGAGACUUGCACCGGAAAGCGUCCGAGAACACUGGCCCACGGCGAACUACAUCGACCCCAUCACGAGAGGCCCGGGCCUUAUGAUAAUCGAACUCACUUUAUUACCAAUCGCCAUAAUAGUCGUCUUCCUGAGACUAUGGAUACGAAUUGGGUGGUUGCAUAAGAGCUGGUGGGAUGAUUACCUCAUGAUAGUCGCCAUGAUCUUCUCGAUUGGGACCACCGUCUUGGUGAUUAUGGCGACACAGUUAUACGGCUGGAACAAGCAUGUGUGGGAUAUGACAUUAUCGGAAGUCGAGACGGGGAGACAGGCGUCAAUGGCCGGUCAGACACUAUUCGUCCUUGCCUCGAGUACCGUCAAGAUGUCCAUUCUCGUUUCGUACUUUCGGAUUGCACCGGAGAAAUCGGUCUUUCGCAAACUCGUCUGGAGUACAUUCACUCUUGUGGUCGCAGCGUUUGUUGUCUUCUUGGUUGCACUGUGGGUGCAAUGCAUCCCAAUAUCCAGCUACUGGAAGCUUCUCGCUGACCAUCGCGACUGUAUUCCCGAAGGGCCGCCUCUCAUUGUACAGAGCACACUGAAUGUUGUGACCGACUUCAUGAUAUACGCGCUGCCCAUUCCCACGCUCUUUUCUCUAUCGCUACCAUGGAAUCAGCGCAUCGGUCUUGUCAUCCUCUUUUCCGUUGGCGGUCUAAUCGUCGUCGCUGGUAGCUUCCGGGCGUACUGGGUCCACUUCACCCUGUACGAAACGUAUGACGCCACAUGGCAUGGCUACCAGAUCUGGGUUUGGACAGCAGUUGAGACCAACGUUGGCGUCAUCUGUGGUUGCAUUCCCGCUUUGAAGCCAUUGCUUUUCCCGUCCCGCGCGCGAACACAGGGCUCAAAGUACGCAAACGGUUCCGGUCACAGCAAAAGAAAAGAGAAGAUAACGCCCGUCAUUGAGCAAGUGGAGAUGGACACACGGAGGUUGACAGAUACCGAUGAAUCGCGUCCUGGCACAGCUGUUGCGUCGCAACCUACACACAGUCUAUCAGACCGGAGACCGAUGAGUGACGCUACAGACAUAAGUCGCUUCGACUUUGACAUCGAGCAGCAAAAAACCUACAUGUACUGA
This is a messenger RNA of Dothidotthia symphoricarpi CBS 119687, 1110 nucleotides long. RefSeq lists its product as uncharacterized. The coding region runs from base 1 to 1110 and encodes 369 amino acids. NCBI's taxonomy places the organism in Eukaryota, Fungi, Ascomycota, Dothideomycetes, Pleosporales, Dothidotthiaceae. The record is from RefSeq and is a predicted model, not a curated record. The transcript is spliced from 4 exons.